GGAGAUGGCAAUAACUUCGUACGAUUAUGUUUCUGAUAGAAAUGGACCGAAGUCGUCGUGCUCAAAAUAUUCAAAUAUAAAUCUCUUAAGUUCAAGGAAAAUCAGCUGCACUACGAAUUCAAGUUUAACCAGCAAUAAUAAAUGUAAUAAAACUAAAAUCAAUAAAUACAUAUCGCCCUAUUUCUCUGACGACAGGAUUCAACUACUAUCACGCGUGACCGAAAAGAGGUUUUUACAUAAAAAUCACGAAUUUAUGUCCUCUUUUCCUUUAGCUAUAAACAUAUAUAAAGCUAACUCCGACGAUUUAAGAUCGUCAAAGCGAUUCAGUAAGAACGUAAAAAAAUCUGUCUUAACUCUUCCUAAUGAGCCUACACCAUUACCUCAAGAGUGUACUGUUAGUGACAUGAAUGAUUCAGAAUAUUUUAAUGACGAUAAAGUUUCUAUAAAACCAAAACAAAAAAAGAAAAGGGUAGUUCAAUCAAGAAAGAAAUCACGUGUACGUAACAGUCAAAUCGAUCUAUAUGAAUCCAACGCAAAGAACUAUUCACAAAUAGGAAAUAACUUAUAUAAAAGUUCUAAAGAUGUGGUUAAUUUUACUGGUGGAGAUGUAGAAAAAUUGAAAAGAUCAGCAAACAACAAUACAACUCUUAAGUCAAAUCGUAAUGCUCAUGAUGUUUGGACACUUCUACGUAACAUCAAUCAUUUCAAAUUUGUACCGUCACCACCUGUCUCACAAGAAAGUAGCGUGAUAUCAGUAAUAAAAGUUAAAAAAAGAAAAAAUAAUAAACAGCGUACUAAUCGAAAAGAUACGAGAUUCAUUGAAACUUGUAGAACGGAGGAAUUUGCUUAUAUUUCUAGUUUCGUUGACAAUUCUCCUAAUAGCUGUUCACAAUCUAGUUUUGAUCGCAUUACUGUUAUUGAAAAACAAAAUGAAAUUGAACAUAUCAAUUGUAAUGGAGUGAAAAAUCAAAUUGAGUGUCCAAAAAAUUCGUAUAGGUAUCAUAGCGGGACCAUGCGAAAUAUUGAUAGAUCAAAAAAAUCGAAAUCAAAACAUAGUAACUUAAAAGGAAGAAUACAUUUAGUUAAAAGCACUGACAAAAUUAUUAUUGACAGAAAAUUAUUACCUGAAAUCCAAAGUAGCAAUGUGCUUUGUCAAAACAAAAAUAAAAAGUACCAAAACAGUGAAAUAGUUCAGCAAAAGAGUUUUAAAAGUAAUGAGAACAAUUUAAUGGAAACGAGACUUAGUAAUAAUGUUAAUAUUAAUAACAACUUAAUGACUAAACCAAACCAAAAACAAAACAAAAUUUAUGACUUUAGUAACCGUUCUGAAUUCUCAGUAAAAUCCGAUUCAAGUAAAGAAGGUAUUAUUAAAUGUAAAAGUAAAACGAUUUCAAGCAGAAUUGUAUUGGAAAAUCUAACUCCCAAUGAGUCACAGCAAGAUAUUAGUGGUAUUACAAAAGUAGUAUUGAGUAAAGGCCAAAAAAUUCUGUUAACAAAACAAAUUGCAGCUUUGCAAAGAAAAUCUCGUACAACAACGCCGGUCAAUUCUGAAAAACCUAAAAUUUCUUUAACAUUAUCUGAAAUAAAACGAAAGAUAAGAAGCAUAAGAUUUCCUUUAGUAAUUUUGGCGAAAGAUCAACUUAGUUCUGCAAUGAGGGUAGAAAACUAUGAUCCACCACAAUUCGCAGGUUUAGAUGAACAUAUUUGGCCUUUUAUGCGUUUGUGGUGCGGAAAUAGUGAUGAAAAUUUACUAAACAGUAGUAAUAAUAAAAGAAAUUACUAUUCAAAUUUGAAUUGUGAAGCUUGGAACACGAAUGACCAUUACACUAACGAAAUUUGUGAUUUAAAGGAGCAGAAUAUUACUUUACCGAUCAAGAAAAAAGAAAAAUCUUUAAUAAAGAUUAAACCAAUACAUACGAUUAAAAACAGAAUGAAACAAUUUAUGCACAAAAAAACCUGUCUUGAUAGUGAAGUUUGUUACAAUAUUAAUAGUGUGAAGACGGUAGAUAUUGGUGUAAAUACAGUAAAUAAUUUCAGUUCAUUAAAACGAUACAGUACAGAAUUAAGAAAAGAUACAAAAAUAACCACAAAAAAUUCAACUAAUAUCAGUUAUGCAAAGAGUAAAGGAAAAUGGGCGAGCGACUUUAUUGAAAAUGUUAUUCAGAAAAUCAAAAAUGGGAUUUAUUACUCCCACGACGAUAAAACGGAAAAAAGAGAUCUUUGUAGUAAUAUAAAAGAAGAUGGGGUGCAACCAGAUAUUGAAAACAUAAAAAUUGGUCCUAGUUGUGAUUUCGUCAACGAAGUAAAAAAGGAAAUUUAUAGUGAUAUUGAUAAGAUUGUGUUGAUUCCAGGUUUUGACAAUAGAUUUUCAGAUUUAGAAAUUGAGACCUUAAAUAACUUUAAUAGAGUAGAAGUUAAACACUGUGUCGCAAACAUUAUUAUUCAGUUUGAUGUAGCGUUAUCAUUUGAAAGCGAUCGUGUCCUUCAAAUUAAGCAAUCAUCACAUGGCACACAUCCUUGUGUGCCAGUAUCGUUAGACGAAAAUCAGCCAACUAUUUUUAAAUGUAAAACGACUAUCAUCAAUGCAAUACUUCCUGCAGAACUUUGUAGUAUUCUACCCCAAAUAAUGGAAAAGAUAAUGCAUUUAAAUUCUAAGCUGGCCUUGUCAAGUUCAACUAUUAAUAAUAAUUCUAAUUUAUCAACAAUUGCUGAAAUAACCCGUUGUGAGAGUGAUUCAAAUAAAUAUUCAAUACCAGUCCAUAGUGAUCCCAAGUUAAAGAUGAAUAAUGUUAUUGAAGGAAAUUUUUCAUCACCGUAUAUUAUUAAAACUGGAAAAAGACAGAACAUUCAAUCAAAAUGCUUACAAUUACUUGAUUGGACAAAUAUGAAAGAGCUGUUGAUUGUACAAAAUAUUAUAAAUUUAUUACCAUUAAAUGCUCUUAUAAUUAGACUAAUUAACUCUCUUACUUACUGUAAUAAAACGACGCCUAAGCCUUCCCCAGUUGGUGAUGUUAUGUCAAGAAUAGUAAGGACUGCACCUUGUAAAACUUUACAACCGUACCAGUUUUCUGAAAAAAAGAUUUUAUCUAUACGUGAGAAUUAUACUUUUACGCACAUAGUUAAAAAUAUAUUGAGGUCACAAAAAUUGAAUAUAACUGCUUCCCACGAUUCUCAUUUUAAAGUUAUGUUAUUUAAAUAUAGUUUCAAUAUUAAUGUUGUGAGGCCUGAUAAUAGUCGAUUCAAUCUGACUAUACCAAAUAUAAAGAUAACUGAUCUUCAUAAUGACCUAAGAGAUAUUAAUGACGAUGGUGUUAACAAUAAACUAUCAGUUACUUCUAACUUAGAUACAUACUAUGCUCCAAAAGUAAUGACGAAGCCUCCGUGCACAUCUAAGUUGGAUAAACGUAAAAGUACAGUUGAAUUAUGUGUCAAAACUGUUAGAACAAAACAGAAAAGUUAUGUUAAACUGUAUAAAAAAUGUAAAUCAAUGUCAAACAUAUCAACAAAUAAGUCUAGCAUGAAUUUAACGAAAAUCACUAAUUUGGAAGAAUUUUACCUUGCUAUGGGUUCUGGAAAAAUGCUGUCUGGAGUUUUAGAUGGAAAUGUGGCAAGAAAGAUAUUGUCAUCUAUAAAAGAGAUGAAAAAUUGGAUGACUGACAUAACACCCAGACAGGCUUUGUUAGUUUUAUUGUUAGCGAAUAAAAAGAAUACAACAAAUUUGGUUCAGUACCGCUCUCUUAUAUUACAAGGCAUAGCGGUAAAUAGAAUCACGCGAUCUUCUGAAUUGGAUAUGGAAAUCGAAGUAAUAGAGCGGGAGAAUUUAAACAUAUUAUCUAAGUACGAAGGAAUAACUUAUUUACCUGCGUCGGAGGAAAAUCAGGACACACUUUUAGAGGAACUUUGUUGGAUAGCUAAAACUACAGCUUCGGAUUACCAAAAACCAUUUGACGAGUCUUCUGAACGACUCUUAAAGUCUCUAUUGGCAAAAAGAAAAAAAUUAAACCCUUCUUAUCUCCGAGUAAUGGCACGCUAUGUCGGUCUUGGUCUUCUGAAAACGUCAAAAUAAUUUUAUUCACUAAUAAACAUGAUAUAAAAUUGUGAUGCAAUCUUAAAAGUUGCACUUUUGUCUUUGUAUUUUGUAAAUUAUAUUAUUUAUUUAUACCUGAAA
Melitaea cinxia (Glanville fritillary) is the source of this 4168-nucleotide messenger RNA. RefSeq lists its product as uncharacterized. The record is from RefSeq and is a predicted model, not a curated record. Lineage: Eukaryota; Metazoa; Arthropoda; Insecta; Lepidoptera; Nymphalidae. The transcript has 6 exons. The coding region runs from base 5 to 4066 and encodes 1353 amino acids.